Carlito syrichta (Philippine tarsier) is the source of this 3052-nucleotide messenger RNA. RefSeq names its product family with sequence similarity 149 member B1 (gene FAM149B1). The transcript is spliced from 14 exons. Bases 211 to 1944 code for a protein of 577 amino acids. NCBI's taxonomy places the organism in Eukaryota, Metazoa, Chordata, Mammalia, Primates, Tarsiidae. Gene Ontology annotation, biological process: protein localization to cilium; cilium assembly. The record is from RefSeq and is a predicted model, not a curated record.
ACUUCCGCCCCAGAGAGGAAGCAGGGAGGUCGGAGGCCUGGAGAGGUGGGGACCCCGGGGUGGUGGCGGCCCGGAGUCUAAGCGACGGGGCGAGACGGGGCCGACAGGUGGCAGGAGGGAGCCGGGCCGGAGCCGGAGGGAGGGCCAGGCCCGGAGGCCCCCACCCUGGCGUGCCCGCCCGGGCCGCGGCUGAGGAGGAGGAGAAGGAGGAUGAUCUCCAGAUACACCCGGAAGGCAGUGCCGCAGAGCUUGGAGCUGAAAGAAAUAACAAAACAUGCUCUUAAUCAUCAUCCCCUUCCAGAGAAGCUAGAUGAAAUUUCCUCUACCAACGACAGCCAUGAAAAAGAUACGAGUUCCCAAAGUGAGUCUGAUAUCACACGAGAAUCACCUUUUACAUCAGCUGACACUGGGGAUUCAAGAUCUGCUUUUCCGAGUUAUACAGGCACAGGGAUUUCUACUGAAGACAGUUCGGACAUCUCCUGGGGAUAUGGUGAACUUGAUCAAAAUGCCACUGAAAAAGUUGAGGCAAUGUUCACAGCCAUUGAUGAGCUCUUGUACGAGCAGAAGUUGAGUGUGCAUACAGAGAGUCUACAAGAAGAGUGCCAACAGUGGACAGCUAGCUUUCCUCACCUCAGGAUUCUGGGUAGGCAGAUAAUCCCUCCAAGUGAAGGUUAUGAAUUGUAUCCGAGAUCCCCUUCUGCUGUUUCAACUUCACAUGAAGCAAUCUUGCCUCAAGAAAGAGAUUGUACUAUAUUUGGUAUAAGGGGAAAGAAGUUACGUUUUUCAUCUUAUACUCAUAAAGCAUCUUCCAUUGCCAAAUCCCCCAGCUUUUGUUCUAUGGAAAGAGAAGAGGAAGACUGUAUACUCUUCUCAGAAGGAAUAAUUGAGGAAUACUUAGCAUUUGACCACACAGAUAUGGAAGAGGGAUUUCAUGGAAGGAAAUCAGAAGCAGCUACAGAGAAACAGAAAUUAGGGUAUCCUCCCAUUGCUCCAUUUUACUGCAUGAAAGAGGACGUCCUUGCUUAUGUGUUUGAUAACGUGUGGAGCAAGGUUGUGAGCUGUAUGGAGCAGCUGACACGUAAUCACUGGGAGGGAUUUGCUUCUGAUGAUGAGAGUAAUGUUGCAGUCACCAGACCAGGUUCAGAAAGUUCCUGUGUGCUGAGUGAACCACACCCUUUGGUGUUACCACGAGUGCCACAGUCUAAAGUGUCCAUCACCUCAAAUCCGAUGACUUUCUAUCAAGCAAGUGGUCAUCAGCCAAAUGGUCUCUUGGUUCAUGGGAUGCCUCUACAGCCAAGAAAUCUCUCCCUAAUGGACAAGCUCCUAGAUCUUGAUGACAAGCUACUUGUGAGGCCUGGGUCCAGUACCAUCCUUUCGUCCCGAAACUGGCCAAAUCGAGCUGUGGAGCUUAGCACAUCAUCUCUGUCAUAUACAGUGCAGUCCGCCAGGAGGCGCAAUCCCCCGCCGCGAACCCUUCAUCCCAUCAGCACAAGCCAUUCACGGGCUGGGACGCCAAGACCUGUGGAAGAAAUCUUCAGAGGAUCGCGAGUCCCGGCAGCCGACUCGCUCUCGUCUCCCUCACCAAUGCCCCUGAGUCGAAAUAAUCUGCUGCCACCUAUUGGCACAGCUGAGGUGGAGCGUCUGAGCACUGCGGGGCCACAAAGGCAACCGAAACCCCAUGGCGAUUCCAGUCGAGCUCGAAGUGCGGUGGUGGAUGAGCCUAACCAUCAGCAGCCCCAGGAACGGCUCCUUUUACCUGACUUUCUCUCCAGGCCCAAUACAACUCAGUCAUUUUUGCCGGAUACACAGUGUCGUCGUUCGUGCCCAGUAGAGUAUCCUCAUCAGGCCCGGCCUGGUAGGGGAUCUGCAGGUCCUCAGUUACAUGGGUCUACAAAAUCUCAAAGCAGAGGUGGGCCAGUCACUCGAACAAGGCAGGGACCAUAAAGCAAAUGAGAAGAACCUGCCAGGCAGCGGGAACACGUUGAGAAGACUUCAUGAAUCAGUGUUCAGUCAUCAAGUGAGACAGAGCUUGCACACAAGAUCAACUUGAAACCAUCUUCAUAAAGAGUUAUUUUGGUACAACUGACUGAAAAACACAACGCACCAAAGCGCACACAAGUGUCAUUUCUAUUUCCAGUUACUGUCUCUUUCAGCAUAAAUUAACCUAGUCCACUGGAGAGGAAAGUUUGUACCCAAACAUAUAACAAUGAAUAACACUGAAAUCACUGCUCAUGCUAUUAACAAUGAUCAGUUCAUCUAUGCGAUUACACAUACACAAAAAGCAGCAAAUGAUGUCUGGUAAUAGUUAUCAGUGGCCUCAGAAUACUUCAGCUUGUAUUAAUUUCUGGAGAGUUGUAGUCAGUUUUCAUUUGAAGUCAUUUUUAGAAGACAGUGCUAUCAAAAAUCUGACCUACUUAUCAAAUAGAUGUCCUUCCUACCAGUAGAUUAAGAUGAAAGGGAUAACUAAACAGAAAUGUUUACCAUUAUGAGAGUAAAAUAACUUAAGUCAUACUGCUUAUCGCUUUCAGACUGGACAGCUCAAACCUUACAAUGCCUACUUGUUAUCAGGUUAUACUUAUUUUCUUCUUGAAGUACUUAACUGGUCAUGUUUUUUCCCAACUAUUAAAAAUCACCUUGCCAGGUUUUCUCCUGCAGCUGAGACAGUCAAUUAAAAAAUGAUUUGUACAAUCUAUUAAUGAGCCACCAAAGAACAAGUCCUUAAAAAUUUAAAAACUCUGGCAAGUAGUCCAGCAUAAACAUAUCCUAUGAGCAGCAAAAGUAGAAAGGUUCAGCAUUCUGAUUUUACCACAGAGGGCACUCAUGAAUGCAGCAAUGGUUUUAACUAUGGCUUCAAUUCUAUUUAAAUUUCACUAAAUAUUAAUUUUGAUAGUCAUACCAGUUUUAGAUGUUAGUUUUCAGAGUGGAUAAAUUAAAAUUAUAAAUUAGAGUAACUUUUUAUAAUACCAGGGUGUCCUAAUGCUAUCAUAUGAAGACAUGCUUCAAACAACCUGCAUUAAAUUAUAUUUUUAAUACAAUUAGAGUAUUUUUUAAC